GCGGAGAAGCCAUCUUGAAACCAACUUGGCAAACUUUUGCAAAGUGCUCUCGAAGUGGAAGCUGCGGGAGAGGCCGGGCUCGCGGUUCCCAGUGUCCCCGCCGGGGCCCCUAGGGAGGCGGGACGCGCGUCGCCCCGAGGGCCCGGCGCGGGGCGUGCGGGAGCCGCUCCCCGGCCGCGCAGGGUGGAUGCGGAGCCGUGUCGGGUGCAUGGAUUGUGCUCAGGAGCCCGGCUCGGGCUCGGGCUCCGGGCCAUGGCGCCGCCGCCGCCGCCCGUGCUGCCCGCGUUGCUUCUCCUGGCUGCGGCCGCCGCUCUGCCCGCGCUGGGGCUCCGGGCGGCCGCCUGGGAGCUGCGCGUGCCCGGCGGGGCCCGCGCCUUCGCCCUGGGGCCCGGCUGGACCUACGCGCUGGAUGCCGCGCGCACGCCGCGGGCACUGCGGGAGCUGCUGGACGUGAGCCACGAGGGGCUGCUGGCGGGGCGGCGGCGCGGGCCGGGAGGGGAGCCCCCGGACUGCGCGCGUCUCGGGGGGCGCCCACUACCCCUGCAGGUCCGCCUGGAGGCUCGCGGCGCCCCGACCUCGCUGAGUCUCCGCAUAAGGGCGCGCGCCCACGGCCCGGCCUGCGGCCCGCGGUCCCGGCGGGGACGGAGCCCUCGCGCCGAACUGCGCGCUCGGACAGUGCUCACGGUGCCGGGUGCCGGCGCCGCGCUCUGCUUCCCCGGCCCCGGCGGUGGCGGCAGUGGCGGCGCGGGCACCCUGCAUUCUGCACUCGCCGCCCUCACCACCUUCCCAGCCUGCAGCUGCCCGCCGCUUUCCCGGCCCCGGUGCCCACGCCGCCCGGUCUGCCUGCCGCCUGGAGGCUCGGCCCGCCUGCACCUACUGUGCGCCCUGCGGCGAGCGGCCGGCGCAGUCCGGGUGCAGCUGCAUCUGCAGGCGGCCGCGGCAACACCCUCCCCGUCGCCGUCGUUGUCACCGUCGCCACCAAGCCUGCUCCGGGCUGGGGCGGGGACGGCGCGACGGGCCCGACGGGGCGCGGGUGGCAGCACCAGCCCACAGUUCCCGCUACCCAGCUAUCAGGUGUCCGUGCCCGAGAACGAGCCCGCGGGCACCGCGGUCAUCGAGCUGCGCGCGCACGACCCGGACGAGGGCGAGGCCGGCCGGCUGAGCUACCAGAUGGAGGCGCUGUUCGACGAGCGCUCCAAUGGCUACUUCCUCAUCGACGCGGCCACGGGCGCGGUUAGCACAGCCCGCGCGCUGGACCGGGAGACCAAGGACACGCACGUGCUCAAGGUCAGCGCCCUGGACCACGGGUCGCCGCGGCGCUCGGGGGCCACCUACCUCACUGUCACAGUCAGCGACACCAACGACCACGGGCCGGUGUUCGAGCAGUCCGAGUACCGAGAGCGGGUGCGUGAGAACCUGGAGGUGGGCUACGAGGUGCUGACCAUUCGCGCCACCGACGGCGACGCGCCCUCCAACGCCAACAUGCGCUACCGCCUGCUGGAGGGCGCCGCUGGCGUCUUCGAGAUCGACGCGCGCUCGGGCGUGGUGCGCACCCGCGCCGUGGUGGACCGGGAGGAGGCGGCCGCCUACCAGCUGCUGGUGGAGGCUAACGACCAGGGCAGGAACCCGGGCCCCCUGAGCGCCACGGCCACCGUGCACAUAGUGGUGGAGGACGAGAACGACAACUACCCCCAGUUCAGCGAGAAGCGCUAUGUGGUCCAAGUGCCCGAGGACGUGGCGGUCAACACGGCUGUGCUGCGCGUUCAGGCCACGGACCGGGACCAGGGCCAGAACGCGGCCAUCCACUACAGCAUCGUCAGCGGGAACCUCAAGGGCCAGUUCUACCUGCACUCGCUGAGCGGCAGCCUGGACGUCAUCAACCCGCUGGACUUCGAGGCCAUCCGGGAGUACACGCUGCGCAUCAAGGCCCAGGACGGGGGCCGGCCCCCGCUCAUCAACUCAUCGGGGCUGGUCUCGGUGCAGGUCCUGGACGUGAACGACAAUGCCCCCAUCUUUGUGAGCAGCCCCUUCCAGGCGGCCGUGCUGGAGAAUGUGCCUCUGGGCCACUCGGUGUUGCACAUCCAGGCCGUGGACGCGGAUUCUGGUGAGAACUCGCGGCUGAGCUACCGCUUGGUGGACACAGCCUCAGCCUCCCCCGGGGUCGGCGGGACGGGGCCACAGGACCCUUCCGCCGCCUCCACCUCAUCCUCGCCUGGUGGCACGGUGGCGGCAGACUUCCCCUUCCAGAUCCACAACAGCUCAGGCUGGAUCACCGUGUGCGCCGAGCUGGACAGAGAGACGGUGGAGCAUUACAGCUUUGGCGUGGAGGCGGUGGACCACGGCUUGCCGCCCAUGAGCUCCUCAGCCAGCGUGUCCAUCACGGUGCUGGACGUGAACGACAACGACCCGGUGUUCACCCAGCCCGUGUACGAGCUCCGUCUGAACGAGGACGCGGCGGUGGGGAGCAGCGUGCUGACACUGCGUGCCCGGGACCGGGAUGCCAACAGCGUGAUCACCUACCAGCUGACGGGUGGCAACACCCGCAACCGUUUUGCGCUCAGCAGCCAGAGCGGUGGCGGCCUCGUCACGCUGGCGCUGCCCCUGGACUACAAGCAGGAGCGGCAGUACGUGCUGGCCGUGACCGCCUCCGAUGGCACUCGCUCGCACACCGUGCAGGUCUUCGUCAACGUCACCGACGCCAACACGCACCGGCCCGUCUUCCAAAGCUCUCACUACACCGUGAGCGUCAGUGAGGACCGGCCGGUGGGCACCUCCAUCGCCACCAUCAGCGCCUCGGAUGAGGACACCGGGGAGAACGCGCGUAUCACCUACGUGUUGGAGGACCCGGUGCCCCAGUUCCGCAUCGAUCCCGACACGGGCACCGUCUACACCGUGACGGAGCUGGACUACGAGGACCAGGCGGCCUACACGUUGGCCAUCACGGCUCAGGACAACGGCAUCCCUCAGAAAUCCGACACCACCUCUCUGGAGAUUCUCAUCCUCGAUGCCAACGACAAUGCCCCCCGCUUCCUUCGAGAUCUCUACCAGGGCUCCGUGCUGGAGGAUGCACCCCCGUCCACCAGCGUCCUCCAGGUCUCUGCCAGUGACCGGGACUCGGGUCCCAAUGGCCGCCUGUUGUAUACCUUCCAGGGAGGGGACGAUGGAGACGGGGACUUCUACAUUGAGCCCACUUCCGGUGUGAUUCGAACCCAGCGGCGGCUGGACAGGGAGAAUGUGGCAGUUUAUAACCUCCGGGCCCUGGCUGUGGACCGGGGCAGCCCAACACCCCUGAGUGCCUCGGUGGACAUCCAGGUGACCGUCCUGGACAUUAAUGACAACCCACCGGUGUUUGAGAGGGAUGAGCUGGAGCUGUACGUUGAGGAGAACAGCCCAGUGGGAUCUGUGGUGGCCCGGAUCCAUGCCAAUGACCCCGACGAGGGCCCCAACGCCCAGAUCAUGUAUCAGAUUGUGGAGGGAAAUGUGCCAGAGGUCUUCCAGCUGGACCUUCUCAGUGGGGACCUGCGUGCGCUGGUGGAGCUGGACUUUGAGGUCCGCCGGGAGUACGUGCUGGUGGUGCAGGCCACCUCCGCCCCCCUGGUCAGUCGGGCCACCGUGCACAUCCGCCUCUUGGACCAGAACGACAACCCGCCUGUGCUGCCCGACUUCCAGAUCCUUUUCAACAACUACGUCACCAACAAGUCCAACAGUUUCCCCACUGGGGUGAUCGGCCGCAUCCCGGCCCACGACCCCGACCUCUCGGACAGUCUCAACUACACCUUUCUCCAGGGCAACGAGCUCCAGCUGCUGCUGCUGGACCCCGCCACGGGCGAGCUGCAGCUCAGCCGGGACCUGGACAACAACCGGCCUCUGGAGGCUCUCAUGGAGGUGUCUGUUUCAGAUGGCAUUCACAGCGUGGCGGCCCUCUGCACCUUGCGGGUGACCAUCAUCACAGACGACAUGCUGACCAACAGUAUCACCGUCCGCCUGGAGAACAUGUCCCAGGAGAAGUUCCUGUCGCCGCUGCUGUCCCUCUUCAUGGAGGGGGUGGCCACGGUGCUGUCCACCACCAAAGACGAUGUCUUCGUCUUCAACAUCCAGAACGACACAGACGUCAGCGCCAACAUCCUGAACGUGACCUUCUCCGCGCUGCUCCCGGGUGGCGUCCGGGACAAGUUCUUCCCCUCGGAAGACCUGCAGGAGCAGAUCUACCUGAACCGGACGCUGCUGACCGCCGUGUCCACCCAGCGUGUGCUGCCCUUCGACGACAACAUCUGCCUGCGGGAGCCGUGCGAGAACUACAUGAAGUGCGUGUCGGUGCUCAAGUUCGACAGCUCGGCGCCCUUCAUCAGCUCCACCACGGUGCUCUUCAGGCCCAUCCACCCCAUCAACGGCCUGCGCUGCCGCUGCCCGCCCGGUUUCACGGGUGACUACUGCGAGACCGAGAUCGACCUGUGCUACUCCAGCCCCUGCGGGGCCAACGGCCGGUGCCGCAGCCGAGAGGGCGGCUACUCUUGCGAGUGUCUGGAGGACUUCACCGGGGAGCACUGCGAGGUAAGCGUCCGCUCAGGGCGCUGUGCCCACGGCGUGUGCAAGAACGGGGGCACCUGCGUCAACCUGCUCAUCGGCGGCUUUCGCUGCGUGUGUCCUCCUGGAGCGUACGAGAGGCCCUACUGCGAGGUGACCACCAGGAGCUUCCCACCCCAGUCCUUCGUCACCUUCCGAGGCCUGCGCCAGCGUUUCCACUUCACCGUCUCCCUCGCGUUUGCCACCCAGGAGAGGAACGCCCUGCUGCUUUACAACGGCCGCUUCAACGAGAAACACGACUUCAUCGCCCUGGAGAUCGUGGACGAGCAGGUGCAGCUCACCUUCUCAGCAGGCGAGACCAAGACCACAGUGGCACCACAGGUUCCCGGGGGUGUGAGUGAUGGGCGGUGGCACUCGGUGCAGGUGCAGUACUACAACAAGCCCAACAUCGGCCACCUGGGCCUGCCUCAUGGACCGUCUGGAGAGAAGGUGGCUGUGGUGACAGUGGACGCCUGUGACACGACUGUGUCCGUUCGUUUCGGCAGCUUUGUCGGGAACUACAGCUGUGCUGCCCAAGGCACUCAGAGUGGCUCUAAAAAGUCCCUGGAUCUAACGGGCCCCCUGCUCCUGGGGGGCGUCCCCAACCUGCCUGAAGACUUUCCAGUGCGGAACCGGCAGUUUGUAGGCUGCAUGCGGAACCUGUCUGUCGACGGCAAAAACGUGGACAUGGCCAGCUUCAUCGCUAACAACGGCACCAGGGCAGGCUGUGCGGCUCAGAGGAACUUCUGCGAGGGAGCCGGCUGUCAGAAUGGGGGCACCUGUGUGAGCAGGUGGAACACCUAUCUCUGCGAGUGCCCGCUGCGCUACGGAGGCAAGAACUGCGAGCAAGUCAUGCCUCACCCCCAGCGCUUUACUGGCGAGAGUGUCGUGUCCUGGAGCGACUUGGACAUCACCAUAUCCGUGCCCUGGUACCUGGGGCUCAUGUUCCGGACCAGGAAGGAAGACGGUGUCCUGCUGGAGGCCACAGCGGGGGUGUCCUCCCGGCUGCAUCUCCAGAUCCUCAACAGCUAUGUCCACUUUGAGGUGUCCCACGGCCCCUCGGACGUGGCUUCUAUGAAGCUGCCCAGAUCACGUGUGACGGACGGGGAGUGGCACCACCUGCUGAUAGAACUGAAGAGUGCCAAGGAGGGCAAGGACAUCAAGUACCUGGCAGUCAUGACCUUGGACUAUGGGCUGGACCAGGACACAGUGCAAAUCGGGAACCAGCUCCCAGGGUUGAAGAUGAGAAGCAUCGUGGUGGGAGGUGUGUCUGAAGACAAGGUGUCCGUACAGCGUGGCUUCCGGGGCUGCAUGCAGGGAGUGCGGAUGGGGGAGACGUCCACCAACAUCGCCACACUGAACAUGAAGGAUGCGCUCAAGGUCAGAGUGAAGGACGGCUGUGACGUGGAAGACCUGUGCGCCUCUAACCCCUGCCCUCUGCACAGCCGCUGUCACAACACCUGGGACAGCUUCUCCUGCAUCUGCGACAAAGGCUACUUCGGACGUAAGUGUGUGGAUGUGUGUCACCUCAACCCCUGCGAGCACGUGGCAGCCUGUGUGCACAGCACCAGCGCCCCUUGGGGCUACGUGUGUGAGUGCGGGGCCAGCCACUAUGGGCAGUACUGUGAGAACAGGAUCGACCUUCCGUGCCCCAAAGGCUGGUGGGGGAACCCUGUGUGUGGGCCCUGUCACUGUGCUGUUGGCAAAGGCUUUGACCCCGACUGCAACAAGACCAACGGACAGUGUCAGUGCAAGGAGAAUCACUACAAGCCCCCAGAGCAGGACAGCUGCCUGCCAUGUGACUGCUUCCCUCACGGCUCCCACAGCCGCGCCUGUGUCACUGACACGGGGCAGUGUGCCUGCAAGCCUGGUGUUAUCGGCCGCCAGUGCAACCGCUGUGACAACCCUUUCGCAGAGGUCACCACGCUUGGCUGUGAAGUGAUCUACAAUGGCUGUCCCAGGGCAUUUGAGGCUGGCAUCUGGUGGCCGCAGACCAAGUUUGGGCAGCCAGCCGCGGUGCCAUGCCCCAAGGGAUCUGUGGGAAACGCAAUCCGGCACUGCAGCGGAGAGAAGGGCUGGCUGCCUCCCGAGCUCUUUAACUGCACCACCGGUUCUUUUGUGGAGCUCAAAGUCCUGAAUGAGAAGCUGAACCGCAACGAGACCCGCAUGGACAGCGACCGCACCCUGCGCCUGGCCAAGGCGCUGCACAACGCCACGCAGCACACGCCCACGCUCUUCGGCAACGACGUGCGGACCGCCUACCAGCUGCUGGCCCGCAUCCUGCAGCAUGAGAGCCGGCAGCAGGGCUUCGAGCUGGCGGCCACGAGGGACGCCGACUUCCACGAGGAUGUUGUCCAGGUGGGCAGCAGCCUCUUGGCCCCGGGUACCAGGGCUGCGUGGGAGCUGAUCCACCGGAGUGAGGGCGGUGCCGGGCAGCUGCUGCAGCACUUUGAGGCCUACUUCAGCAAUGUGGCGCGGAACGUGAGGAGGACCUACGUGAAGCCCUUCAUCAUCGUCACCACCAACAUGAUCCUUGCCGUGGACGUCUUCAACAAGUUCAACUUCACGGGAGCUCGGGUGCCUCGCUUCCAAGACGUGCGAGAGGAGUACCCCAAAGAGCUGGAGUCCUCUGUCAUCUUCCCAGCCGACUUCUUCAAACCAGCUGAGCGGAAGGAGGGGCCCACAAUGAGGCCAGCAGGCAGGAAGGCAGCCCUGCAGACGACACGCCCAGGGCCCAGCACUGAGGGAGAGGCCCCGUCCAGGAGGCGCAAGAGACACCCGGAUGAGCCAGGCCAGUUUGCCGUGGCCCUGGUCAUCAUCUACCGGACCCUGGGGCAGCUCCUGCCUGAACACUACGACCCUGACCGCCGCAGCCUGCGGCUGCCCAAUCGGCCUGUCAUCAACACGCCGGUGGUGACCACAGUGGUGUACAGUGAGGGCACCCCACUCCCCACCCCCCUGGAGAGACCUGUCCUGGUGGAGUACACCCUGCUGGAGACCGAGGAGCGCACCAAGCCCGUCUGUGUGUUCUGGAACCAUUCCAUCAACACGGGGGACAGUGGAGGAUGGUCGGCCAAGGGCUGUGAGCUGCUGUCCAGGAACCGCACCCAUGUCGCCUGCCAGUGCAGCCAUGCCAGCAGCUCCGCCGUGCUCAUGGAUAUCUCCAGGCGUGAGCACGGAGAGGUCCUGCCCCUGAAGAUCAUCACCUACGCUGCCGUGGCCCUGUCCCUGGCCGCCCUGCUGGUGGCCUUCGUCCUGCUGACUCUGGUGAGGACGCUGCACUCCAACCUGCACAACAUCCACAAGAACCUCAUCGUGGCGCUGUUCUUCUCGCAGCUGGUCUUUGUGGUUGGCAUCGCGCAGACGGAGAACCCGUUCUUGUGCACAGUGAUCGCCAUCCUCCUGCACUACGUCUACAUGAGCACCUUCGCCUGGACCUUUGUGGAGAGCCUGCACGUGUACCGCAUGCUGACAGAGGUGCGAAACAUUGACGUGGGGCCCAUGAGGUUCUACUACGUCGUGGGCUGGGGCAUCCCGGCCGUCAUCACAGGGCUCGCAGUGGGCCUGGACCCCCAAGGCUAUGGAAACCCCGACUUCUGCUGGCUCUCCCUUCAAGACACCCUGAUCUGGAGCUUUGCUGGGCCCGUCGGCACAGUUAUAGUCGUUAACACAGUCAUUUUUGUCCUAUCUGCAAAGGUUUCCUGCCAAAGAAAGCAUCAUUAUUAUGAAAGGAAAGGGAUUGUCACCCUGCUGAGGACCGCCUUCCUCCUGCUGCUGCUCAGCAGCGCCACCUGGCUGCUGGGGCUGCUGGCCGUCAACAGUGACGCGCUGGCCUUCCACUACCUCUUCGCCAUCUUCACCUGUUUACAGGGCCUAUUUGUCCUCCUGUUCCACUGCGUGCUCAACAGGGAGGUCCGGAAGCACCUGAAGGGGGUGCUGGCUGGGAAGAAGCCGUACCCAGACGACUCGGCCACCACCAGGGCUACCCUGCUGACGCGUUCCCUCAACUGUAACAACACGUACAUUGAGGAGCCCAAUAUGUUCCGCACGGCCCUUGGAGAGUCCACCGCCUCGCUGGACAGCACCGUCAGGAACGAAGGAGGCCAGAAGCUUAGCGUGGCCUCAGGCCUGGCGCGGGGUGGCCAUGGAGAGCCAGAUGCUUCCUUCAUCCCUCGGAGCACUAAGAAGCCCCACGACCAUGACUCAGAUUCAGACAGCGAGCUGUCCCUGGACGAACAGAGCAGUUCUUACGCGUCCUCACACUCGUCGGACAGUGAGGAGGAUGGGGUAGAGGCAGAAGACAAAUGGGACCCGGCCUUGGGCCCCGUCCACAGCACCCCCAAAGUGGACACCGUGCUCAACCACAUCUCUGCUGGCUGGCCCGAUGAGAGCCUGGCGGGGAGUGACAGCGAGGAGCCUGGCGAGAAGCCCCGUCUCAAGGUGGAGACCAAGGUCAGCGUUGAGCUGCACCAGGAUGGCCAGGGCAACCACUGCAGAGAGCACCCCCCAGAGCCCGGCGGCAGCGGCGGUGGCGGGGCCCCCACCAAGCUCCCGGAGCAGAGAAAAGGCAUCUUGAAAAACAAAGUCACCUACCCACCACCACUAGUAGACAAGACACUGAAAUCCCGGCUCCGGGAGAAGCUGGCUGAGUGUGAGCACAGCCCCGCGUCCUCCCGGUCGUCCUCCCUGGGCUCUGGUGAUGGGGUCCGAGCCCCUGACGGUGCCAUCACCGUCAAGACCCCACGCAGGGAGCCGGGGUGUGAGUACCAUAACGGCAUGGCCAUGAAUGUGCGGACCGGGAGUGCUCAGGCCAACGGCUCUGACUCUGAAGGCAGUAACGAAACUUCAAUUUGAACCAUCAGGAAACUGUGAGCCAUGCCUGCCACCUCCACCCAGCACUCUGUGCUGUGUCUUCAUCCUGCCUUUGGACCCUGGAGCCCAAGGGGCCACUGCCCUUCCGGUGAAGCAAGUCCUGGUUGUGGAGGUCACUGUAGGAGCAGUUCCCUGACUGGCAGUCCAGACAUGGAGUCCUUGGCUAGCUCUAGGGUCUCAGGGCCCACGUGACUCUGGGACAAAUGCCAAAGGCCACAGGCAGGAGUCGGUGAGGACUCCUGGGCCAGCAAUGCUCCAUCUCAAGACUACAGAGCAUGCUGGCCUGGACAAGAGACCUAAUACAGAUUCCUCAAGGUUGAGGGGGAACUGCCAGGCUGAAUGUGCCAGUUUGGGGGCACUGGACACAGAGGACUAAAGGUCCAUCUGCCUGUGUUGACAUCUCCCUGUAGUCCAGACCCCUGGCAAGUAGCUCAGCAGUGCUUUAUAAAGCCAACUAUUUCCCCAUGUUCGAAGAGGUGUAUGUGUUUGUGUGUGACACUCAGGAGACAAAAACCCGAGUCCAUUUUGCAUUUGUACUGGGGCAUAUAUGGAACAACCUCUCACUAGGAAGACUGUAGUUGGACUUGAACCUGGUGAGCAUGGAUGCUGCCAGCCUCCCAGUUCACUGAAGGAACAGCGUGUAGACAAAGGUCCCCGUGAGGCUGCUUUCAGCCAGUGCCCAGAGCCUUUGGGUAUCACACAUCGCCUGCCUUGAUGAUUUUGACAAGAGUCAGGGCCAUUUGGGAUUGUGACCUGUGUGGCAUGUGUUGUCUGGCUGUGCUUGACACACUGGUCACUCCUUGGCCACCCCCUUCACUGGAUCCCCUCCAGCCCUAUAAGGCCUCCCUGGCUCCCUUCCCAGUUGGCAGGUGGGGGCUUUCCUUUGUCCCUCAGCGGCUCCUGUUCCUGGUAGGACUCAAGAGCGUUCACACACUGUGAUUCAGUGGAGGAACGAGGGCUUCCAGGGUGUCGUAGUCCUUCCUGCCAAUUUUCUGGCUCUCUUAUAGAUACCCAGGACCAGGAUCCCCAGGCAGAUUGGGGUCCCACCCCCAAGUCUGACCAAUUACUUCAUUUUGCUUCAAAUCGCCAAUUGUGCACAGGGACAAAGCCACAGCCACACUUUUCAGUGGUUACCAGGCUGCUUUUUGGGAAAUUCCCACCAAGGACUGGCUUUAACUGUCCCGCCACGGGCAGUUGGUGGUGUGGCCUGAGGGGCUGUGGACAGGAGCCCAGAAUGACUCAGACGCUAUUUCAGUGUUUCCUUUGUUCUUCAAAUCAGGUGCCCAACUAAACUAUCAGCAAAGCUGCUUCCAAAUAAGGGAAACCAUAACAUAGGGUGAGAGUUUAGCUGAACGCAAAGAUUUGCUCUGAUGAAGACGCUGGCACCAGCCUUUAUGGACAACUCAAAGUGCACCUGAAACAGGGCAGCUGCUGAGGCUUCACUACAGAAAUGAAAUGAGAUCCCAGAGUUCUGGAUCCUGAAUGAAUUAUAAAUGUGCCUUAACAGUCAAGUGGCUUUUUGAAAAGACAAACAAUGGUCUCUUCAGGUGCUCCCCCCCGGCGAGCCAUUUUCCAAUAAGAAGACAUUUGAAUCUUUGGUAUCUGAAAGCAUCCCCUUUCCUAUUACCACUUGCUAUUUUGCAACUGGAUUUUGCCCCUUGAGGUGUAGUAUUUUUAAAAAUCUGGUUAGAACUGUAAACAAAAGAAAUUAAUUCCUCGGUUUUUAUUAAGACAAGAAAAGAUGUAAACCUAUUUUUUAUGACUUCAAAACUAUGGAUGAGAUGUGACACUGGAGGAAUUUUUUUUUUUAAACAAAUGUAUAUUUAUUAAUGUUCAGAACACUGGAUGACAACUCAGAUCAGAGUCUACAAUAAAUUAAGGUUUCUGAAUUUGUA
Molecule: messenger RNA, 11330 nt
Organism: Erinaceus europaeus (western European hedgehog)
Lineage: Eukaryota; Metazoa; Chordata; Mammalia; Eulipotyphla; Erinaceidae
Gene: CELSR1
Product: cadherin EGF LAG seven-pass G-type receptor 1
Exons: 35
Coding region: 253-9417 (3054 amino acids)
Biological process (GO): homophilic cell-cell adhesion; G protein-coupled receptor signaling pathway; cell surface receptor signaling pathway
Cellular component (GO): plasma membrane
Molecular function (GO): calcium ion binding; G protein-coupled receptor activity
Source: RefSeq, a predicted model, not a curated record